Molecule: messenger RNA, 2116 nt
Organism: Rhodofomes roseus
Lineage: Eukaryota; Fungi; Basidiomycota; Agaricomycetes; Polyporales; Fomitopsidaceae
Product: dihydroxyacetone kinase
Exons: 11
Coding region: 163-1956 (597 amino acids)
Biological process (GO): glycerol catabolic process
Cellular component (GO): cytosol
Molecular function (GO): ATP binding; glycerone kinase activity
Source: RefSeq, a predicted model, not a curated record
GGUCACAAGCCUAUCUUCUCGUCUCACGAAGUAGCUGCUUAGGGGCCGGCGGGACGCGCCGUGGUCUGUGCUGGUAUAUAACGGCCCGUCGGUGAGCGCAGGACGACACAACAUCCACUCUCCACCACUACAGCCAACUGGUCUCUGCACGGUCGCCCGGUCAUGUCUGUACAAUCGAAACACUUUCUGAACGCCCCCGAGAACCUCGUCGUAGAGUCGCUGCAGGGCCUCUGCGCCCUCAACCCGCAGAUCGCACUCGACGUCGCGGAUAAAGUGGUGUAUGUGGCGAAGCAGGACCGCUCGAAGGUCGCGCUGAUCUGCGGAGGCGGGUCGGGGCACGAGCCUGCCCACGCAGGCUAUGUCGGCGACGGGAUGCUGACCGCUGCCGCGUGCGGUACCGUCUUCGCCUCACCCAACACAAGCCAGGUCCGCAGGGCCAUCGACCUCGUCGAGAACGAGCAGGGAACCGUCAUCAUUGUCAAGAACUACACCGGCGAUAUCCUCAACUUCGGUCUCGCCAAGGAACAGUACGCCGCGCAGCACCCAGAAAAGUCGGACAAGGUCAAGUUCGUGAUCGUCGGUGACGACGUCGCAGUAGGCAAGACCCAGGGCAAGAUCGUCGGCCGCAGAGGCCUCGCGGGCACCUGCCUCGUCUACAAGAUCGCCGGGGCCCUCGCAAAGCGCGGGGGGAGCCUCGACGAGGUGUACGCCAUCGCGGAGUACGUCGCCGCACACGUCGGGACGAUCGGCGUCGGGCUCGAGCACUGCCACGUCCCGGGCACGGCCGCGGGCGACUCGCACCUCGCGCCGUCCGAGAUCGAAAUCGGGAUGGGCAUCCACAACGAGCCGGGCAACCGCCGCCUCGCGCCGGUCCCGCCCCUCGCGGACCUCGUCCCCCAGCUCCUCGACCUCCUCACGAGCACGACCGACCCCGAGCGCAGCUUCGUGCCGUUCAAGGGGAAGGACCGCGUCGUGCUGUUGGUGAACAACCUGGGGGGGACGAGCGAGCUCGAGCUGCCCGGUGUGGUGAGGGAGACGAGGGCCGCGUUGGACAAGCAGGGCUUUGUGAUCGAGCGGGUGCUUGCGGGAACGUUCAUGACCAGUCUGAACAUGCCCGGCUUCUCCAUCACACUCUUGCUCCUCCCCGACGGCUCGGACUCGUCUGCACCAUCCGCGGAGUCGCUCCUCUCCCUGCUUGACGAAAAGCCCGACGUCCCAGGCUGGAAGUGGGCUUCCGCGGCGGCGCCCGCUCCGCCCGCCGAGCAGAUCAAGCAGACGGCGGGAACGCGCCCGGCAGGCGUCUCUCAGAGCACAAAGCUGCGCGUAGAGGAUGCGAAGGCGUUCGACGCGGCAGUGCGGAGGGCAUGCAAGGCGAUCAUAGAGGCGGAGCCGGAAAUCACCAGGAUGGACAGUAUCGCAGGUGACGGUGACUGCGGGCUGACACUGAAGGACGGUGCGAACGGCGUGCUCAAGGCCCUGGAGAGCGGCCAGAUCACGGGCGAGGACGUCGUCGGAUCUGUCAUCGCGGUAUCGAAGGUGGCAGAGGAGCAGAUGGGCGGAACGAGCGGAGCGCUCUACUCGAUAUUCUUCUCCGCGCUUGCGCAGGGCCUGCAGACGCACCACAGCGGCGCGAGCACGCUGAGCCCUGUUUUGUGGUCGGCCGCGCUCUCGUCCGCGCUGACGAAGCUCUACACGUAUACGCGCGCGCGGCCGCCGUCGCGCACGCUCGUGGACCCGCUGGACGCGUUCGUGAACGCGCUGGCGUCGUCGCGGGGCGCGGACCUGACGGGCGCGGUGGACAAGGCGGGGGCAGCGGCGCUGCAGACGCGGAAUCUGGAGGCGAAGGCGGGGCGGAGCGCGUAUGUCGAGGGCGACAGGCUGAAGAAGGAGCACAUCGCGGACCCGGGAGCGUGGGGUGUGAAGACCAUCCUCGAGGGCUUCGUCGCGAGUGCGUGAGCGCGUCGCGAUAGCGGCGAAGAGCGGGAUCGAGGCAUGGGCCAGUGGAGAAGCUCUGUGAUAUCGUGUAUUUCUAGGCGGCGCGCGGCGUUGUGUAAAAUAUGGGCGUGCCAAGUGUUUGGACAUACUUAUGUAGCGAAUGAAAUUUGUCGAAACAUAA